Linum trigynum is the source of this 2592-nucleotide messenger RNA. The record is from the annotation of a GenBank genome assembly. NCBI's taxonomy places the organism in Eukaryota, Viridiplantae, Streptophyta, Magnoliopsida, Malpighiales, Linaceae.
CGUACCUACAGAAUUUAAAUGUUAGGUGUGAUUGUAGAUCUUAUUUCUAAUUUCCUUUUAAUCUGAUAAUAUUCAUUAUUGUUUCUUUUUUCUGGUGAAAUAAAAGUGAUACCUAUUGUAAAAAAGACGACGAAGAAGAAGAUAGCGUUCUCAAAUUAAACGUCAAUAGAUAAGUAGACAGUAGCAACGUACGACGUGGAGCUGCGUUUACCUCUCAUCUCGCUCAGUGCAGUGGCGCCCUCAUCUUUUACACUUACCUUGAACUUAAAAAAAACAUUCGCCUCGCCUCCCUGAAGACUAUAGUUAAGUUGAUGAUGCAUUGCGAUUUGCGACUCAUGAAUCAAUGAUCAUUCCCUGGUCCCAACCAUAAAUGAAGUAGCCAUCGCAUAAUGUUAGCUACCUAAACCCACCCACCAUGCCAUUUUAGCUGCCAGAUCAUUCAUCAUUACAAUAUCGUGCGCCAUUGGAGGUACCCCUGCCUGCCUCUGUGUGCCCUGCAGAAAGAAAAUGAUAGCGUUCACUGUAGCAGCCUGCAGUUUUUUGGGCAACCAAGGUCGCCGGCCGAUUGAUGGCAUCUCAGUUGGAGAGUCUUUGUUAACAGUAGCGGCCUCACCGGAGGAGUUACCGGCGUUUAAGUACCCACGGCAGGGCAAUGCCAGACUGAGGAGGCAGUAUUGCCGUCUUCGUUGCAUCCCAUUUACUCUGAAAGCAGCAGUUAGUGCAAGUGGCACCAAGGCAUCAUCUUUGAACAGCUCUCACUUCCCUUCCCAUUUCAUGUUUGGAACCGCUUCUUCAGCUUACCAGUAUGAAGGAGGGGCAAGAGAAGGCGGCAAGGGGCCUAGCAUUUGGGACACUUACACUCAAACACAUCCAGAAUUGGUAAAGGACAGAAGCAACGGCGACGUUGCAGUUGAUUCCUAUAAUCGGUACCUGGAAGAUAUUGAGAUCAUGAAAACAAUGGGAUUCAAUGCUUACAGAUUCUCAUUUGCCUGGUCCAGAUUAUUACCAACUGGAAAGUUGAGUGGAGGAGUGAACAAGCAAGGAGUUGAUUACUACAACAACCUCAUCGACUCUCUCCUAUCAAAUGGGAUGCAGCCAUUUGUCACACUCUUCCACUGGGACACUCCUCAAGGCCUCGAAGAUGAAUAUGGCGGCUUCCUGUCUCCUAACAUUGUUGAAGACUUCGAGGAUUAUGCUGAGGUGUGUUUCAGGGAGUUUGGAGACAGAGUGAAGCACUGGAUCACAUUCAAUGAGCCUUGGACGUUUAGCUCUGGCGGGUAUGCUGGCGGACCUCUAAGAAUCGCCCCUUUCAGAUGCUCACAUUGGCAGCUAGACGAUAGCACCGGUGGUGAUUCUGGGACUGAGCCUUAUGUCACUGCUCACCAUCAGCUCCUCGCUCAUGCUGCUGCUGUCAACCUCUACAGGCUUAAAUAUCAGGCAACUCAAAAUGGAGUCAUAGGAAUUUCGAAUGUGUCACACUGGUUCCUGCCACUCUCUGACAGCAAGGAAGAUGAAGAGGCAGCUCAGAGAGCCGUGGAGUUCAUGUAUGGAUGGUUCAUGGAUCCUAUAUUCCACGGCGACUAUCCGGAGAUUAUGAAGUCCUAUAUAGGAAGCAGACUGCCACAGUUCUCAUCCCACCAAUCAGAUCUUCUGAAGGGUUCAUUUGACUUCAUUGGCCUCAAUUACUACACUGCUUCUUAUGCUUCCAAUCAUCCACAAUUCGACCCUCAGCGUCUUUGUAUGUUCUCUGAUCGUCGUCUCAAACUCUCAGAUGAGCGCAAUGGUGUACUUAUUGGUCCCAGGGUGGGUUCAGGUUGGGUGUACGAUUAUCCCAGAGGAUUUGAGCAGCUGCUAACCUACACCAAGACCAGAUACAACGAUCCUGUCAUAUACAUUACCGAGAAUGGAGUUUAUGACAGCACCGAUGAAUCUUCACCCAAGGAAGAAGCUCUUCAGGAUGUUUCCAGGGUUUCCUACUUCCAGGGCCAUCUUGAAGCUGUUCACAAUGCAAUCAAGAAAGGAGUGAAGGUGAAGGGAUACUUUGCGUGGUCAUUACUCGACAACUUCGAAUGGAGUGCUGGUUACUCCCUAAGAUUUGGUCUUGUCCACAUAGACUUCAAGAAUGGGCUGCAGAGACAUCCUAAGCUCUCCGCCUUCUGGUUCCAGAACUUCCUGUGCCAAAAUCGUCCCAUCGAAAAUUCAUUAGACCCGUCAUCUCAGAACUUGCAACUCGUGGAUUCUAUAUAUUAGUUGGAACAUGUAUCUCGUCUCUUUGCACUAGUAAUUAGUAAAACCAUGCUGCUUUAGCUUCUUGCUUAUUCAUGUAAAGCUUUUGUUACUCUCUAGCUAUUUACUUACCAAACAAAUUCAACUCCUAUUCUGGUACGCGGAAAUGAGUUUGGCUAUGAUGCAGAAUGGAGUAAGCUUCAGCACCCUGCAGAUGCUUUCUUAUUCGUCCGAUUCAUCAUGAAACGAUUAUAGCGCAUGAAAUUGAGAUCAGAAUCUGUUGACAUCUUUGUCCGACUCGAACAAAAUGACGAGAAAUUUCCUGGAAAAGUUCAAAAGAGAAGUGAACAAAUAUCUAUGUCCAUA